This is a messenger RNA of Phodopus roborovskii (desert hamster), 3090 nucleotides long. It is a transcript of the gene Pi16, whose product is annotated as peptidase inhibitor 16. Gene Ontology annotation, cellular component: extracellular region. The coding region runs from base 16 to 1425 and encodes 469 amino acids. Lineage: Eukaryota; Metazoa; Chordata; Mammalia; Rodentia; Cricetidae. The record is from RefSeq and is a predicted model, not a curated record. The transcript is spliced from 7 exons.
AGAGGGCUGGCCACCAUGCACAGCUCCUGCAGCCUUUGGGCAGCACUGCCCCUGCCACCGCUGCCGCUGCAGCUGCUGCUGCUGCUGCUUGUCACUGGUCCCACCUCAGCCCUCACGGAGGAUGAGAAGCAAACCAUGGUGGAGCUUCACAACUUCUACCGUGCCCAGGUGUCCCCACCAGCCUCAGACAUGUUGCAGAUGAGGUGGGACGACGAUCUAGCUGCCUUCGCCAAGGCCUAUGCGCAGAAGUGCGUGUGGGGACACAACAAGGAGCGUGGGCGGCGCGGAGAGAACUUGUUCGCCAUCACCGACGAGGGCAUGGACGUGCCGCUGGCCGUGGAGAACUGGCACGAGGAGCGCGAACACUAUAAUCUCAGCACCGCCACCUGCGAUCCGGGUCAGAUGUGUGGCCACUACACUCAGGUAGUCUGGAGCAAGACUGAGAAGAUUGGCUGUGGUUCCCACUUCUGUGAGAUGCUCCAGGGAGUGGAGGAAGCCAACAUCCAUUUGUUGGUGUGCAACUAUGAGCCUCCGGGGAACGUGAAGGGGCGCAAGCCCUACCAGGAGGGGACUCCUUGCUCCCAGUGUCCCCUUGGCUACAGCUGCGAGAACUCUCUCUGUGAGCCCACAAGAAACCCGGAAGAGUCGCAGGAUUCGCUUCCACCGGUGACCGAGGUCCCUUCCACCAGGGCAACUGAAGCCCAAAGCUCCAGGGAAACCGGUACUCCGUCCCUAGCAACCUCUGAGACUCUACAUUUCUCCUCGGUAACAAAGGUCCCGGGCUCCCUGGCAACCGAGUCCUCACCUGCAGUAGGAACAAAAGCCCCAUCUUCCUUAGCAACGGAAGGCCCCUCCUCCAUGGCAACAGAGGCUCAAUCUUUCCUAACGGAGGUCUCCUCCGUUUCCGCUACGCACAUCCAGCCCUCACUGGAUGAAGGGCCAGUUAACUUUCUCACAUCACCACAUGUCUCUGUCCCCAAAUCUACGGACAAAGAAAUCAGCAAGUCGAGUGCAACCUCCGUGAGCCCAGAGAAAUCUCUGUACCCCCAGAUGUCCCCGACACAGACAGAAGGGGUCCUACCCCAGGCCCAGGUAGAGGCUGAGGCUGAGUUGCCUGAGGUGGAGGCCGAGUUGCCUGUUUCCAGUGAGGUGGCGGUACCAGUUCUUCCAGACCAGGAACGCAGUGGGCCACAGGCCUCACUGAACCACUCGGACCACUCUGCCUCCACAUCCCUGCCCAACUUCCCCAGGGCCUCUGCCUCGGCUAAUGCCACAGGCGGGCACACCCUGGCCCUUCAAUCACCCUGGACAGGUGCAGAGGACCCUGAAAAGGCUGGCUGGGAUUUGAAGCAGAAUUCUGGUCAAGUAUGGGGCCCUUUCCCUGGACUGCUGCUGCCUCCCCUGCUGUUGGCUGGCAUAUUCUGAAGGGGACACUCAAAGACAAGGGCUGCCCUCAAACAAGAUUCUGCCUGGCUGGAGCCCCUCUGGAAAGGAAAAGCUGUGGGGUCCAGCUCACCAGAAACUGCACACCAGGGCUCUUCCUGCCCCUUACAACAGCGUCCCACAGAGGGCAUGAUUCUGAGGGUACCUGCCUGCCCCUCAGGGUUGUGCGGUGGGGUAUGUCUGCUCAAGGGCUCCCGAUCUGAGUGCCCAUGUGACUUGGACAGCAGACCAUAAGGGGCAGGUGAAGAACAAGCCCCAUCCAAGUGGGGUUCUGUGGGUAGGGAGACAGGGAGUGGUCACAAGGCGGCCUUGACUCCUGAAUGAAGACUGAGAGCUGUGGGACACCAGCUCCCACCCACCUAUGUAACUCUUGCCUUUUCUCUCCCCGCUCCCCACACUCUGAACCAUCCCUUUCCUUCCUGUAACUUCCACUCCACCCUUGGGAAGUGGUCUGGCAGGAAAGAGAAAAAGCAGAGGGAAGGCCCAGGGUGCCAGAUGGCUCUCCCAACCUCAGGACUUAGCUGUGGGGCUAACUUGGUGGCUCUGGGGCUCAGGACAUUUCCACAAGUGUACCAAUGCUCAAGCCUGUCCUGUCGACAGGUUCCAAAAUGGCCAGGUUUGGGUAGCUCACUUGGGUGCUUGGAGGAGCCUGAGACAGUGUCCCAGGGCCUUGGAACCUCUCCUGGUGUCAGAGAGGUCCAGAAGUGUUGUGGGCCAGGGAAACAAGGGGCAAGAGACAAGUGAGAGAGGAGGGGAACUGGCCAGGCUAGUACUGACCUGAUCCAGGCUGUUCCUCCCAAUAAAGACACAGAGGUCACCCAUUUAAACUAUACAACUUGGGGGCACUGAGAUGGCUCAUGGCUCUCUGGCCAAUAACCUGAGUACAAUCCUUGGGACCCACAUGGUGGGAGAGGAAAUGCUCCUGCAAGUCGUCCUCCAGCCUCCACUUAAGUGCUGUGGCACACAUUUGGGUGGCUUUGUGUUUUUGCUUUAUUUGUUUUCCAGACAGGGUCUUUAUGUAGCCCUGGUUGUCCUAGAACUCUGUAUGUAGAUCCACCUAUUUCUGUCUCCUCAGUACUAGGAUUAAAAGCAUGCACCACCACAACCUGGCUGGGAAAAAAAAGGAAGUAUACAAGGCAAUGUUUUGGAGAUUUAUUUAUGUACUGUCUAUUUAGGGUGGAGGUGAGUGCAACAAUGUACGUGUUGAGAGUCAGAGGACAACGUGGAAGAAUAGUUCUAUCAUGAGUCCUGGGGACCAAACUCAAGUUGUCAGGCUUGGUGGCAAGGGCCUUUUACCCAGGGAGCCAACUGGUCAACCCCAACUGGAUGGUUUCUAGUAUCUAUAACUAAUCCAACAAUGGCCAUUUUCACUACCCAAGAAGCACCUUAUCCUGGUACCCACUCCCCCACAACCCCCCUCAGCCCAAAGUAACUGCUCAUCUAUUUUCCAUCUGUACAUUUCCUGUUCCUUCCUUUUUUGUUGGGGGUAGGGGGUUCAUGCCAUUGUGCUCUUGGAGGUCAGUUGGAGGACCUCCUUCCUCCCUCCACCACAGGGCUCAGGCUUGGUGACAAGCACCUUCACCUACUGAGCCAUUUCACAGCCCUCAUUUACCUGCUUUGACUUUCACAUAAAUUCUUGACAAAUCA